AUGCCGUGCUUCAAAGGCAUCGCCGUGAGCAUACACACUCCCGAAGGCCCCCUCGCCGAACAUGGUGUCCAGAGUCUGUCGCGCUUUGGUCGCAUCAACACAUACAUCCCAGUCCCUCCGCCUACUAUUCCGCCAAACUCGACAACCGGCCAGCCUCAGCAGUCGACUUUCGCUGUCUCCAUCACUCUUCUGACCUCAGGCUUGAAGGUCCCGUACUCGACUCCCCGCCCAACACCCACCAACCCCAACCCCAAGGGUGUCUAUGUAGGCCCACAAACUGCCGGCAUGACUAGAGGUCUGCCCAGGAAAGAGCCUGCGCCCAUCGACCCCGAAACUGGCAAACCUCAAGUUAUGAUCCCGCCCUAUCAGCCCCGCACUUCAUCACCGAACGAGACCAUCGCAGCAUACAUCUACUUUGACGGCCGACAAAAAGAGGAGGUUGCAACAUUGCUUCGCAAGGGUGAAGAGACUUGGGUCAACUCAAGAUGGGUCAGCAUACCCGACACCGAAGGCGGUGGUCUGGCCGAGCGUGAAUUCCUCUUCCGUGAGGUUGGACUGGAGCGCUGGCUCAACGGACUGGAUCUGACGAGCACUGACAAGGAGGCAAAGGCUGCUUUGAUCGACAAGCGUAGAAAGAAGUUUGAAAAGAUGCGCCAACGCGAGGAGAAAAAGAGAGAGAUCAAGAGAGAAGACAGUGAUGACGAGGAUGAUGAGGGAAAGCCUCGCUACGACCGUAACACUGUCCUGCGUUAUGGUGAAGACAACGGCGCUCCUACAGAAGCUAUCAUGGGAGACGACGAAAUGUCUGACUCAGACUCGGAUUCGGAUAUGCCUGAAAGCGAGGCUGCUGGUCAAAUCAAGAUCGUACUCUUCCGCGUUCUUGCCUCCGGAGAGAUUAAGCGUGGAGAGUACUCGCCUCAAUUCGAUGUCCAUGAUGAUGAAGGCACCGCCAACGACGCUGCAGAAGACGAGGACGUCGACCACACAACAGGCCUCGACAAGCCCAAGACGCUUGAUCCUAAGAGUAUCAGCACACAGACUGUCACUGGCAUUGACCCUCCAGAUAGCCCUUUCGCUACCUUUACCUUCUACUACCGUAGCCCCAAGCAACUUGAGAAGAUGGGUGUCAUCGCACCUAGCCGCAAGGCCUCAUCGACCGUCACGAGAAAGCGUAGCACUGAUUUCUCGAAGCUCGGUCCUCUGAAGAAUCAAGGCACCAAAGGCUUCUCAAGCUAUCGCGAUCCUGCCGCACGCGCCAAUCGCAAGGGCUCAAAGAAUGCCGAUGCUAUGGACAGCGACGAAGAAGACGAGGAGCCUGGUGCUCGUGAUGAAAUGGAUGAUGUCGAUGUCAAGGAUGAAAAUGGCAACCCCUUGAUCUUAACUGAGGAAGAUCGCCUCCGUCAAGAGGAGAUGGCCGAGGGUGUUCGCCAUAUCAAGCUCAAGCGUCAGCACUCCGGCGAGUUCAACAACCCUACUCCUAGCAAAUCUCCCCAUGUCGGCGCCUCUACUGCACACAUCACCGACACUUCCGCUUCUCCCAGCGAUAAGGCUAGCCAUAAGCUCCUCGCCGAACCCACAGACGAGUACUCAGAAAGUCCUCUCAAGAAGCAGCGCCCAAGCCUGGGAGCUGUUGACGCCAGUCCCUUGGGCAAGCCCAGCCUGACAGGCCCCAGCUCGGCGCCCACUACUCACCCUUCCGCUCCCGUUGGUGCCUCACCUCUGUCUGCGAGCACAUCAGCGCCGCAAGUCCACCCAGCCCAGCUACCUCCAUCUGCACAACCCAUCGAUGAAGAUGAAGAGCUUUAG
Messenger RNA from Aureobasidium pullulans EXF-150, 1806 nucleotides. RefSeq lists its product as uncharacterized. The coding region runs from base 1 to 1806 and encodes 601 amino acids. The record is from RefSeq and is a predicted model, not a curated record. Lineage: Eukaryota; Fungi; Ascomycota; Dothideomycetes; Dothideales; Saccotheciaceae. The transcript has 3 exons.